This is a messenger RNA of Bufo bufo (common toad), 1826 nucleotides long. It is a transcript of the gene TNFRSF11B, whose product is annotated as TNF receptor superfamily member 11b. The transcript is spliced from 5 exons. The coding region runs from base 61 to 1230 and encodes 389 amino acids. Gene Ontology annotation, molecular function: protein binding. Lineage: Eukaryota; Metazoa; Chordata; Amphibia; Anura; Bufonidae. The record is from RefSeq and is a predicted model, not a curated record.
CCUUCCAGCAGACAGAGGAGAGCUGAGCUCCCAGAAGCUGAGGUUUGGAGACAGACCACAAUGUACAAGCUCAUUAGCAGCACGCUUCUGGUGGUGUUCCAUGUUGGUUUUACAGCUGGAAACUCUCUGAAAUAUACUCAUUAUGACCCUUAUACGCUUCUUGAGUUGCAAUGUGACCAGUGUCCACCAGGCACGUUUGUGAAGUAUGACUGCACAGCUGAGAAGAGGACAGAGUGUGCGCCCUGCCCGUACAAUCAUUUUACCAGUGAAUGGCACUCCCACAAGGACUGUCAGUACUGCAGCGCUGUCUGUAAGGAGCUGCAGCUGGCCAAACAGGAAUGUAAUGGCACCAGCAACCGGAUAUGUGAGUGCAUGGAUGGCUUUCUUCUCGAUGUAGAGUUCUGCUCACCUCACAAGGAGUGCCCACCUGGUUAUGGCGUUCUACAACAAGGGACACCUAAUAGUGACACGAUUUGUGGUGAAUGUCCGAGGGGGAUGUUUUCGAAUGUAACUUCAUCCACAGCUCCAUGCCAGAGGCAAACUGACUGCAAAAAGCUGGGACGCAAAAUGCUGCACAAAGGGAGUUCUACACAUGACACAGUGUGCAAAGAGAAAUCCCCCUUAUUAUGUGAAAUAGAUGUUACACUUUGUGAAGAAGCCUUGUUGCGAUACCCAGUACCCCCAGAGAAUUGGAUAAUGACUCUUAUUCAGAUACUUUCUAGCACAGCUGUGACAUCACAGCAAAUAAAUAAAAUACAGGAAACCCAUAAUGCAUUGGAACAGCCAUUCUACUUGUUUAAAUUGUACAAGAGUCAAAGCAAAGCUGAUGACUCCAUCACCCCUCUCAUCAAAGAUUUAAAGGAGUGUGAAAAGGGAGUGUUUAAUCUCCUGGGAUCCCUAAAUCUAACACGCAAAAACGUUAUGACCUUAAUGCGGAGUCUACCUGGAAAGCGCGUAAGGCAAGAAGAUAUUGAAAAAACCCUAAAAACGUGUGAGCGACCCAAACACCUGAUGAAACUUCUUAGUCUAUGGCGGAAUAAAAACAAAGGAAACACAAUUGAGGGACUUAGACAGCUAAAAAUGGCCCAACUCCCAAAAAUGAUACGCAAGAGGAUGAAGAAACUGGAACAAUUUCUAACAGGAGAUUCCAUGUACAGUCUGUAUCAGAAAAUUAUUCUGGAGAUUAAUGGUAACCGAACACAGCCCGUAAAGCUGGAAACACUGUUAUGACUGGUACAGAAGUGACCUUGAGUCUACUGACCGUUUCAUCACAUCUUCUAGUCACCCCCCCUCCCCGCCACCACUUCAAACUGGAGUCCAAAUCUGGUACCUGCUGUAUAAGCUUUAUUUAUGGAAGUAUUUUUUCUUAUAUAUGUUUUUGUAAGGAAUUAUUUAUGUUCCCUUUGGAUAGAUUAAAGAUUUAGAAGGAGACCAGAGGUUAACCAGGUGUUGUUCCCCUAACGUCUGGUCUACAAGUGUCUGUAUGUGUAUGUCUUUAUUUUGUGGUUACCCCUGUAAAUGCUAGAAUUCUUCUAUUUAUACUAAUUUAAUUAUAAAUUAUUUGGGUUCAAGAUGUUUUUUUUUCCAAGAGAUGUAUCUUUUUAUUUUUAUUUUAAUCGUAAUUGUAGCCUAAGGCUCUGUUCACAUUUGGGACAUAAAGUAUUUUCCAUCUCCAUCAUAAAUGGAAACCAUGAUGUGGUGCCAGAUCCAUCACAUAAUGGACACUGGCAGCACACAAUACACCUCGUUGACCCUUUUCCAUAGUAGUCUCUCAUUUUAACAGGAAUAAUAGCGCUAUUCUUCACAUCAAAAACAAUGAAGCCUCC